AUGUCUACCAACUCGCGCUUCGAUCCCAACUUCACUUCCUAUGUCGUGAACGCCAUGGGACCCAAGACCCCCGAGCGCGCUCGUGUCGUCUUGGGUUCUCUGAUCAAGCACAUUCACGACUUCGCUCGCGAGGUCGAGCUCACUCCCGCCGAGUGGAUGCUCGGUGUCGAAUACAUCAACUCCAUCGGCAAGAUCAGCACUCCUAUCCGCAACGAGUGCCACCGUGUCUGCGACGUGAUCGGUCUCGAGUCCCUCGUCGAUGAGAUCGCCAACAAGAUCGUCACCGAACAGGGUCUCUCCCCCACCUCCAACGUUAUUCUCGGCCCCUUCUGGUCUCCCAACGCCCCGUUCCGCGCCCUCGGCGACAGCAUUGUCCAGGACCCCAAUCCAGAGGGCAGGGUCACUUACAUGCACGGUGUUCUCACCGACAUGGAGACUGGCGCCCCCGUUGUCGGCGCCGUUCUCGAUAUAUGGCAAGCCUCCGCCAACGGCCAGUACGAUUUCCAGGACCCCAACCAGUCCGAGAACAACCUCCGCGGAAAAUUCAAAUCGAAUGAGAAGGGAGAGUUCUGGUGGUACUGCUACCACCCAACUCCCUACUCCUUGCCUACCGACGGUCCCGCCGGUGUCCUGCUCAACGUUAUGGACCGCUCCCCCAUGCGCCCUGCCCACAUUCACCUGAUGAUCACCCACCCCAACUACGCCACCGUUAUCAACCAGAUCUAUCCUAGCGAUGACCCUCAUCUCGACAUUGACUCUGUUUUCGCCGUCAAAGAUGAUCUCGUCGUCGACUUCAAGCCCAAGACCGACGACCCCAAGGCCUCCCUCGACAUGGAGUACAACGUUAGCAUGGCUCUGAAGAAGCACCACCCCAACCCCAACUCGGCUCCUCCCGUUUCUUCAUUCGAGCGUCAGGCCAAGAGCAGCCAGAAGCUUUAA
Molecule: messenger RNA, 939 nt
Organism: Penicillium cinerascens
Lineage: Eukaryota; Fungi; Ascomycota; Eurotiomycetes; Eurotiales; Aspergillaceae
Product: putative catechol dioxygenase
Exons: 2
Coding region: 1-939 (312 amino acids)
Biological process (GO): catechol-containing compound metabolic process
Molecular function (GO): ferric iron binding; catechol 1,2-dioxygenase activity
Source: RefSeq, a predicted model, not a curated record